Messenger RNA from Onthophagus taurus, 704 nucleotides. The record is from RefSeq and is a predicted model, not a curated record. NCBI's taxonomy places the organism in Eukaryota, Metazoa, Arthropoda, Insecta, Coleoptera, Scarabaeidae.
AUGGCCACUCAUCAAAUCAUAGCGAGGUUAAUGAGGGCAGAAAUCGAAAAUCGAGGGAGAAUUCACCAAGAAGACCAUAUGAAACUAAUUUAUGAACCUGGAAACACUGUAGUUGCAAACCCCCCUGGAAAUACUUCAAACACAAAUUAUUCAAACCCAAGCGGUCCUUACCCAACAGCUCCCCCAUCACAUGGAGUUUUACCUCCGCUUAUGGGGAUGCCUCCCCCUCAUCUUCAAGGACCUCCACCAAAUUUCCAACAAAAUCAACCCCCGCCUGGGUUGUAUUCGACUCAAGGGCCACCACCUAAUUACCGAAUGCCUAUGGCUGCAGGAAAUCCGCCUGGUCCUUAUAUGGGACCGUAUAACGCACCAACAAGACCUCCAAUGUUUGAUCAUACAAGGCCCCCAAUUCAAGGACCACCUCCUAAUUAUGCGGGUUAUCCCCCAAGAUCAAGAGGAAGAGAUUUUGGGUCAACUAGAAUAAGAACACGCACUCCUCCAGGGAUAAUAGAUGAUCCUUUAGAGGCGUUUAAUAGAAUGCUUCGGGAAAAAGAUGAGAGGGAGCGAAGGGCUAAACAGCGGAAAGGUCGGAGUUAUAGUCGUAGCACAAGUAGGAGUUAUAGUAGAUCGCCGAAAAGGGGGCGAAGUCGAUCUCCGCGUCGGAGAGGAUCAAGGAGUAGAUCGAGAUCGUUCAGUAUGAGCAG